Messenger RNA from Eimeria maxima, 276 nucleotides. RefSeq lists its product as hypothetical. NCBI's taxonomy places the organism in Eukaryota, Apicomplexa, Conoidasida, Eucoccidiorida, Eimeriidae. The record is from RefSeq and is a predicted model, not a curated record. The coding region runs from base 1 to 276 and encodes 91 amino acids. The transcript has a single exon.
AUGGAGCGUGGAGAUGGCAACGGCGGGGAAUCCGUUAGUAGAGAGUACGCGGGUGGAGAGACCCGAGGAAAGAUAUGUAUCGAGUAUACAGGGGUUCUGUGCGGAGUGGCGCCAGAACUUCAUGCCAUUCCAGUCUCCCGGAGGUGGGGAAAGACGCUGAAGCGUGAGAGCCAAUCCGCAGAGGCAGAGUCUGCUGACUAUGAGGAGGUCCCACAGAGGACAGCGGUGCAGCCUUAUGCAGAGUCCAUUGGGGACGAAGUCGAGGGGAUGCAGUAA